CGCUUUUACUUUCAGUUCACGUUUUUCAUCGCGAUACCUAUUUCGACAGCUCACGCGCCACUAUGUCGGAUAUAUAAAAAGCUCGCGCGAAUAGUAAUCAGUUACAGGAUUUAAACGGAGAGAGAGUUUUAGUGUAAACCUGGCUAAUACAACGCGGGGAAUACUAAUACUUUUCACAAACUAGGACCAAAAUAAUAAUAAAUCUGACGGACGAGACGAAAAAAACAUGGGCGGGGAAUCGUAAAAACACCCGCCUUGUUGUCAUGAGCGGAAAACUAGUCACCAGGUUAGAGAGGCGGGAGGGAAACUCCUGCUGUCUGUCCUGAGGAGGAGACCUCGGACACUCUACUCACGGGUUAAUUAUACACUCACACCCAUAGUUUAUGUUAGUGUGAGUUCAGGAGAGCGUUUGUUUAUUUCGAAGUCACCGAGUUUUCUAGCAGAUCCGGAUGGAAGCGGAGCCGCUGUUAGCAUCAGAACGCAGGGCGCGCGACUCGCCGGAUUACGGCUCGCGACAUGACUCUCAAUCAGACUCGCAGUCUGAGUCGAAGGGGACGAGUCGACUCUCUGAUUCACACAGCAGGGACUCACUGCAUGGCGAAGAAUGUGAUGAAGACCUGUAUAUCCAGCAAGCUGUUGUAUUUAUUGAAGAUGCCAUUCAGUAUCGGUCCAUCAAUCAUAAGAUUGACUCAAGAUCUUUGGGCUUGUACAGAUGGUACUACUCCAGAAUAUGUCAGUGGGGUCUUGGUUUUACCAUUGCUGUGAUUCUGGCUCUUGCCUUUGUGGAGAAACCUUCCUCGAUCACUUACACAUCCGACCCCCGCUUCAGGCCCAAACCCUGGGAGCCUCCAUGUGGUCUUCCUGAGGCCAUAGAGAUGAUCUGCCUCUGCAUCUUCAUCAUGGACGUUGUGGCUAAGAGUUAUUUGAUUGGAUGGGAGGAAUUUCGUUCGAAUAAAUGGCUGAUUGGCUACGUGCUGGUUAUAGCGGUAUCAGUCAUCGACUGCACGAUCUCUUUUGCCAUGCUGUGUGAUACGACCUUACGAGUCAGGAGACUGAUUCGGCCAUUUUUCCUCCUGCAAAAUUCCUCCUUGAUGAAGAAAACUCUAAAAUGCAUCAAAAGGACACUUCCAGAAAUAGCAAGUGUGAUCCUGCUUCUGGCCCUUCACCUAUGUUUAUUUACCAUGAUCGGUAUGCUGAUCUUCCCCAGAUCUGAGGAUUCAUCAAAGAAUGGAGAAUGGGAGGUUUACUUCAAAAACCUGCCUAGGGCCUUGUCCUCCCUGCUUGUGCUGCUGACGACUGCUAAUAACCCAGACGUGAUGGUUCUUGCAUAUUCGCUGAAUCGGGGAUAUACAAUAUUUUUUAUACUUUUCAGCGUAUGUGGAACCUAUAUCUUGAUGAAUUUGCUCACCGCUAUUAUCUACAACCAGUUCCGAGGCUAUUUACUGAUGUCAGUGCAGGCCUCUAUUUUAAGGAGACGUCUGGGGAUCAGAGCUGCAUUUAGGGUGCUGUGCUGUCCGAGUCAAAGCCAAACCCAUCAUUCUGAAGAUCAUGUAAAGAGAGUUCAAGUGAAUACAGUGCUGCAGGUAAUGAGACGAGUGCAGAUGACAUCACACUACAGACAAGCUGUCAUUAAGGCUGCUCAGGAAAUCCAAGAUGGUUUUAUUGAUGGUGAAACAUUUCAAAAGCUGUUUGAUGAACUGGAUAAGGAGCACAUCAAAGAGCACCCACCGAAACCAGAGUACAGCUCCUCUGCCCUCCAGCUGAUCCAAAAGGCAUGUAGUCAUUACUACUUCAAUGUAACAGGAAACGUGGUGGCUCUCGCCAACGUCAUCUGCAUCUGUACAAUCUUGGUGCUGGAUUCAGAAAAAACUGUAACUGAACGAAAUGAUUACUACAUGGAGGUCAUUAAUUGGGCUUUUAUCAUCUACUAUCUAAUAGAGAUGAUACUGAAGCUGAUUGCGCUCGGUUGGAAGGGUUACCUCUCUUACAAAAAUAACAUCUUUGACGGUUUCUUCACCGUCGUUCUGCUGAUCCUCCAGAUUACAAUUUUCGUUGUGUUCAAGAUUAAAAAUCCAAAAUCGAUGGCGUGCCAGGUCGGAGACAUAUCUUUAUGGGAACUGGUGCGACUUGUCAACAUGCUGAUCGUCUUCCGUUUCCUCAGGAUCAUUCCAGAAAUUAAGUUGAUGGCUCUAGUGGCCAGUACUCUUGUGGACCUUGUGAAAAACCUGCGGGCUUUUGCCGGGAUUCUGUUGGUGGUGUACUACGUGUAUGCUGUUAUUGGUAUCUGGCUUUUCCAAGGAGCCAUUACUCCUCCAAGUUCAAGCAGUGGGAAUGGUACAUCCAACUUCACCAUGGAGUGUGGCUCCUACGAACAGCUGGAGUAUUGGCCGAACAACUUCGAUGACUUCGCUUCAUCCUUAGUUCUGCUGUAUGACGUGAUGGUGGUGAAUAACUGGCAGGUCUUUAUGGAUGCUUACACAAGAUAUACCACUGAGUGGUCGAAGGUGUACUUUGUAUCCUGGUGGUUCACCUCGUCUGUCAUGUGGGUCAAUUUGUUUGUGGCUCUGAUUUUGGAGAACUUCACCUACAAAUGGGACAAGAGUUAUGCGCUGAGUGUAUCAGAUGUGGAGAGGACAAACUAUGAGGUCCCAGUGCAGGUCAUGUUCAGAGAGCACAUCCAAGAGCCAAGUCUAGAGGAUGUAGAGAACCAACUUCAGUGUCUCCCACAUCUUCAUCUUCCUCGCUGGUCCCUGCAGUCACACAGUCCUUAACUACAGCUCCACACAAACCUGCUUUCCACCACACUUUACAUCUACAGUACGUGAGUGUGGGGUUGAAGAGGAGUUUGCGCAGAAGACCAUAAAAUGUGUUGCUCAGUUUUCUGCUGAACCUGUUAGUGACAUGGCACUGUUUUAAAAUGCCGGAACACUUUUAUUUAUUUUAUUUUUUUAUAACAUUUAUUUAUCUUUUAAUUAGUUUAGUACUACAGCAUUUCUGCUUAGGUCAUAAAAGGGAAAUUUACAGAUUUUUGUUUUUUAAAUAAAUUAUUUUAAUAGAUAUUGAAUUUCAGGACUUUACAUUGAUAAUGGACAAGAUGACGCCAUCCAGACAGACAUUAUACAUCAUGAGACACCAAAAAAAUGCAUACAUAUGUCAAUUUAGUUUGCAAAAUUAUUUACAAAUAAAAAUAAUAAUAAAAGGUUGUCAUGUCACAUCAGUUGGCGACCUAUCAUCCUGAUUAAGCCAAAUCAAAUUUAAAUUUUCCCCCACCAUUUAACUCAAACAAAGGGAGCAGAUGUCAUUAAUCUAACAAGAGUCUUCUGAAAUGAUCCUAAAGCUCAGUCAGAGGAUCUUCUUCCCUGAAACCAAACUUUGUUUUAAAGCUUAAAUGGGAAAAUGAAGAUCUCAACAGUGGUGCUGCUAAAAUGCAGAAUUUAUCGUGGUGCUUUUAAACUUUAAGCAAUCGGUGCAUUAAUAUCUGCAAAGCUGUUUAUGGCAUUGCAUUUUUUUUAAAUGAUAAGUGUCUAUUGGUUUUAACUCUAACAUCUCUAAAAAGUAAGCAUGUGGUAUUGAUUAGCAAAGUAGUAGAUUUGCCACAUAUAUCUGUUGAAGCUUCCUGAGGUGAUGAUGUUGAUAAAUGGUGCGGUUCGCUUAAUUUGUGUGUAGCGUAAGAAAAAUCUUCAUGUGAUUACAUUUUGGCAUUUUCGACUUUUAUAUAGUUUUUAAAGCAUGUUCUUGUUUGUUUUUUACAUGAAUUUGAACUAGAAGUACAGGUUUUUCUGUCUGAAGUAAAAAGGUGCAAAGUGCAAAAAAUUAUUCAGCCAUUUUAUUAUGACUAUCACUGUUCACUGUAUCACCAUCAAGUUCAUUCAUUCACACUUAUACAGAUAUCUUUAAAGAGAUCUCGCAGUCUGAAAAGUGAAGAUGUUUAAAACUUUGUCACUCCAGACAAAAAUGCUUUUAAAAA
Messenger RNA from Clarias gariepinus (North African catfish), 3967 nucleotides. It is a transcript of the gene tpcn2, whose product is annotated as two pore segment channel 2. Gene Ontology annotation, biological process: transmembrane transport; monoatomic ion transport. Bases 450 to 2771 code for a protein of 773 amino acids. The record is from RefSeq and is a predicted model, not a curated record. Gene Ontology annotation, molecular function: voltage-gated channel activity; monoatomic ion channel activity. The transcript is spliced from 25 exons. Lineage: Eukaryota; Metazoa; Chordata; Actinopteri; Siluriformes; Clariidae. Gene Ontology annotation, cellular component: lysosomal membrane.